CAGCGCUUGAAUGACACACUUGCCCGGCUGCCACCAGACCCGGAGCAAGGAUGUACCGGGAGACUAACCGAAAAUAAAAGGCACGAAAGCACGCAGGAUUACAGGAAAUUCAAGAAGGACAUGGACGUGCACGUACAGCACCAGUUGAGAAGACACAACCUGGUAUCUUUGCGAAGCUAACUAACGAUAACUUUGCUAUCUUGCUGGAUGUAUGAAGAUGAACUAAAUCAAGCAGCAUUACGUAGAUAUUAAAUCCUAAAUUAAAGCCAAUGGUAUUUGUACUAGAUAUGUAUACCGGGCAUGUGGCUAACUGAGUAGCAUAGCUCAACUGGACUGGUGUGUAUGUAAGUCACUUUCUGUUGUUUUCCAUAUCAGCUGCGUGUCUCGUCUGUCAGUACUGUGAGUGGUCUUCUACGCAGGUAAUUCGUAAUGGGGGGGAAUCUGGGAUGCCACCGCUCGAUCCCCAAAGAUCCAUCGGAUUUCUGUCACAGCAAGCGCAAGUUCAGCGCGGCGUGCAACUUCAGUCACAUCAUGGUCAACCAGGAGCGACUGAACAUCAACACCGCCACAGAAGAGGAACUCAUGACCCUGCCCGGAGUGAACCGCACAGUUGCGCAAAACAUUGUGGAGUACCGAGAGUGCAUCGAUGGGUUCAAGAAAGUGGAAGACCUGGCGCUGGUAAGCGGGGUGGGAGCUGCCAAACUAGAGGCUAUCAAAUUGGAAAUCUGCGUAAGCAACAGAACGGGUUCGUCCCAGCACUCCCCCUCGUCGUCACUGCGCAAAGAGCACAACCACGAGCACCUGACGUAUACCGGCAUGAACAUCAAUACCGCCACAACUGCGCAGCUUGUCAGCAUCCGCGGCAUCACAGAGAAAAUCGCCAAGAACAUUGUCGACUUCCGUAAUGAGCACGGCCCAUUCAAAAGUAUAGAGGAUCUGGUGAAAGUUAAUCAGAUCAAUUCCUCACUGCUGGACAAAAUUAGGUUCCAGGUUUUUGUGGAACGGUCUAGAACGCCUUCCACAAACACUAAUGGUGGGGUUGGCUGCACUAGCAAAUCGCAAGCGAGUCCGACCUCUCUCAGCCUACAGAGUGAGGAACUCGAUCUUCCGCCAGGUGGGCCGACGGAGAUCAUCUCGACCCGGCCGACCGUGGAAGUCUUCUCUGGAUUGCGCGACAGCAAGUCGGUGAUCCGUGUGGGCACUUGGAACUUGCAGCGGUGCUCAGCCGAGAAGGCGAAUAACCCCGGCGUGAAGGAGGUUGUGUGCAUGACGCUGCUUGAGAACGGCAUAAAGAUCCUAGCGGUUCAAGACCUGGCAGACAGAGAGGCCUUAGAGAAGUUCUGUGUGGAGCUGAACCAGGGCACUUUGCCCAGUGUCCGGAAGUGGAGGGGCCCGCGGGGAGUGUGGAAGUGUGCCAUCUCUGAGAAUUCAACAGGACAGUCCCACAAGGCAGCAGAGUUUUCUGGAUUCCUGUGGGAUAGCUCCUGUGGGAUUGAACUGAUGGAUGCAGUCCUCCUUGAGAGUCCAGUUGUCAAUGGCAAUGGGAGACAUGCCUAUCCACGGCCUUUCCUUGGGCAUUUUAAUAUUGGGUCAUCAGAGGUGACAAUUGUGAACGUGCGGUUGAAAGGCCAGCAUUCAAAGGGAGAGACAAAUGGAAGGAGCCUCUCUGAUGAGAACAAGGCAGCGUGCUUCACUGACUGUGUCUUCGAAAAACUGAAAGGGGAGAAGGACCUCUUGGUGCUGGGAGAUUUCGGACAACCUCCAGACAGUAAAGAACUUGACCUCCUGAAGAAGGAGAAGCUAAGUGCUCUAAUCCCAGCAAGCACCUUCACCAACAUCAGCACAAACACUCCCCAAGGUUCCCUCUGUCUGGACAACAUCUGGGUCAGCCGUUCGCUCAAGAAGAUCUACACAGGUCACAGUAUGGUAGUGAGGGAGGGUUUAACCAACCCCUGGAUCCCAGACAACUGGUCCUGGGGUGGGGUGGCAUCCGACCACUGUCCUGUCGUGGCCGAGUUCUUCAUCGACGUGGCUCAGAAGGAGGUAGUCCGGAACGGGAACGGGGUGGCGGUGGUGGAGCGGGGUGAGCCCAUGAUCAAACAUGAGCGGUGACAUGGCUAUCCAGCAUAGGACAUGUGGCACCAUGCAAGACGCUAUUCUUUUUCCCAAGCAACUCUUGUGGUGGAUUUAACCAACUUGACCUGCGAAUGUGAAAAGCACCAACAUUGCCUUUUUGUUUCUGUCUUCCAUGUACAUCAGAGACUGCAUAGUUUUAUUAUAUUUUUUCAGUUACUGAAAGGAGAGGAUUUAAAUGAAAUUCCAUGUAUGGUGGAUGAUAAAUGUGUCAGAACUGAAAGACACCAUAUGAAAAUGAA
Megalops cyprinoides (Indo-Pacific tarpon) is the source of this 2375-nucleotide messenger RNA. RefSeq names its product endonuclease/exonuclease/phosphatase family domain-containing protein 1-like. NCBI's taxonomy places the organism in Eukaryota, Metazoa, Chordata, Actinopteri, Elopiformes, Megalopidae. Gene Ontology annotation, biological process: DNA repair. The record is from RefSeq and is a predicted model, not a curated record. Bases 430 to 2112 code for a protein of 560 amino acids. Gene Ontology annotation, molecular function: DNA binding. The transcript is spliced from 7 exons. Gene Ontology annotation, cellular component: plasma membrane.